Molecule: messenger RNA, 5224 nt
Organism: Leptomonas pyrrhocoris
Lineage: Eukaryota; Euglenozoa; Kinetoplastea; Trypanosomatida; Trypanosomatidae
Exons: 1
Coding region: 695-5224 (1509 amino acids)
Source: RefSeq, a predicted model, not a curated record
GGUAUAUAUGCGUGCGGACUCGUGUUUUUUCUUAAAGCCUCCCGUGAAUUCCAGUCGUUUCAUUUUCCAAGCCUUCACAGGCGCGCGUUGUCUCAUCGAAAGAGAAGAACGAAGAAUGCCACCACCGCAGCGAGUGCGAGUCGUUGGACUGGCGCAGUCGCUGCGACGGCUUCGUCGAUGUCUCCGUCUUUCUCCCCCACCUCAUCCAGCCGGUGUAGCCGCCGCCGCCUCCUCUUACUCGGUCCAGCGAGCUGCCGUGACAUCGUCCGCGACCCGCACCGCACCUUCCGCGGCCGGCUCAUCGCGACCGCUCCGACUGGACCUGGGGAACAACAUCACCGUGGAGCUCGUCCCUGCUGGCCUGUCGCCGUCGUUGUCAUCUUCCGCCGCUGCUGGAGGCAAAGGAAGAGCUGGGCACCGCGGAGUGACGAAACACUGCGAGCGAAGGCGCGGCCGUAGGCAGCAGUCGCUACACGACACGCGGCAGGGUUCCUCAUCUGAGGCUCUGACGGGCUCUCCCGAUCCUGUUGUGGAGGGCGGCGGAUGGGGAAAGGAAAGCACCGCCCUCGACGAUGCUUCCAAGUCGAUCGCACGCAUACCAACGACAACAACAGCAGCAGCAGCAUCGUCGGAAGGUAGCUUCGUAGUUCCGCACAACGGCACCGUGGCGGCGGCCCUUCUCGAUGCUACGACGAUGCUGGAAGCCCUCUCCAUGCCGGCCUCCGCGGUGGCCUUCUCCCUGCCAGCGCCCUCCCACCACCAUCAUGGCCACACGUCACGGACAGAGAUAGCCGCGGCAGAGGUGGCACGUGCGGCUGCGCAGGCGAACUUUGCGAAGCUGCAGACGACCGCCCUCCCUCUCCUCUUCGCUUUUGCACAGCAGCAGCAGCAGCAACAGCAGCUGGAGACACUGUCCGAGCUGCCUCUCGCGUCAGCUGAACAGUCCUUUCAUCCUUCGAUUCCCCUGAGUGAGGUAGCGGAGGCGCUGCAGAGUCUCGCACAGCAUCUGGAUUCCAUCAGAAGCGCCACCCGCUGCGAUGGUCGUCGUCACGUCGCUGCACUGCCGCCACCGGUGGUGGCUGCGCUGUGGGACCGCGUCAUGCCGUUCCUGCACGCCCAAGCGCUUCCUCGCGAGAACAGCAACAGCAGCAGCAGCGGCGGCGAAGGCGAAGGCGGAAGUGAAGACCACACGAUGUCUGACGAGGUUUGUGACAGAGCAGAUGGAAUGGCAGGCGGUGCGCUGCUUUCUGCGGACGCCAGUUACGCGGAAGGAAGCAACGGCAGCGGGGGAGAACGUGCUGCAGCGGCGGCUGUGGGCGGUGAGCAGCGUAGAAGUAAGGCAGCGCUGUCUCUCGCGCCUUCACCGUCCGUGUUGAAGGCACCUUAUACGGCGGUGCGUCGCGCUCUCGCACUGCACACACGCAACCUCGCCACGCUUCUCUCACCCGAUGUGGUCGCCGUGGUGCUCACCCGUCUCUACCAAUGCGGAGCCCUCGCCGAUGACGUGCUCGGACCCGUCAUAGCAGACUUGUUGGAGAAGCAGCAUCACGGCCGCAGCAGCAGCAGCAGCUCGACACCGACACCCACCGUGGGCGGCACGAUCACGGUCCUGCAGCGAUGGGUACUUCGGCUUGAUGAAGGGUGGAGUGAAAGCAAUGCUUCGCCGGCGUCUGCACUCCCCAGCGCCUUCCACGGCGCCGCUGCGAUUACCAUGGCGCGUCUGCUGGGGAAGGCGUCUCUGCCGGGUCAUCAUCAGCUACACCGAUUCUUUCACCUCGCGUUGCUGCCGGAGGUGACACGCGUGCUGCGCUGCACCGCCACCGCCGUCGCCGCACAGCAUCACACAGCCAGCCCACACGAAAAGGACACCACCAAUGCGGCUGCGCAGGCGGCGGGAAACGCUGAUGACACUAAAAGUAGUAACAAUAGCAGCAGUGGUGUUGCCCUCGUUGCGGACCCUACGCAACCUGGUGUCGACGCGCUGCUUGACCUCACCUCUGCGUUUCGCCACUACGCCGUCUCCGGUGAGGCGGUGCAGCACCUAACCGCGCUGUGGGCUAUGCAGUUUGAACUCUCCGCGCAGGUCAGCUGGGGGGACUGCGCGGCGGUGCUGCGCGCCCUGUCGACGCUGCCGCACGCGUCGUCCCGAUCGCGACGGCGACAAGCCCGUCAGCUGUCGCGGCACGCCGGUGGCCGACAGGAGCAGCUGCUCGCGCACGUGGCGGAAGAGGACUACUACGCGCUCGUGGAGGAGGUUUAUGCACAGGUGCGCCAGCUUAGCGGCGCGGCGGUGACUACCCUCGGUUCUACAUUGCAGGACUCCAAUGCAUCCGCGGUGGUGGAUGUACCACCGGCGCAGCUACUCGCUCUCCUUCGCAUGCUGCUGCACGUGAACAGCCCACGCUGGGCGGAGACGUACGACGCGCUGGCCACCGUCGUCGUUGCUCAGUUGGCCUCGCAGCUCUCCUCAUCAGCAACCGCAGGAGCAACUACAGUAACGUCCGCCACCGAUGUGCAGGCACUGUUGGAGCGUGCGUUUCCGCUUCCCGACACACAACGCACGUUAAAGGCGCUCCUCCACCGUAACUCUCUCAUCCCCGAUCACCGCCUGCACCGCCUGCUGCUGCGGCGUGUCCUCCACGCACCAGAGGCGUUGACCGACGCGUCCGUUGCGGCGACUGCGCUGCUCGGGCUAGAAGUGAUGAUCCCCGCCGAGGAGGGUGGCGUGCGUGCUGCCUCGCUUGACGCGGUGUCCGACACAUCAUCGACGCUCUCGAAUCUCGUGCACGCGUCGCCCGGUGAGGCGUUCACCAUCACGGCCCACGAUCGCGCGCGUGCGCUGCAGGUGCUGCGCCGGCGUGGGCGCUCCAUGAACCCAUCCGCCUUUAUUGCCGGCUUGUGUGUUGCGCCGAUCGAUCAACUUCCUCUGUCUACGCAGUCUGCCCUCGUCAACCACCUCUCAUCGGUCGCCUCCGCCGUCGCCCCUGCCUAUCUCGUCAAAGGCAUGGCUGCCGUGGUGCGUCAGCUGCGCCCCGCAGCGCUCGACGACGUCUCGGUGCAGCGGUGGUACUCCCGCUUUACCGCCGUGGACGUUGUGCGGCGGGUGGACAGCGCGGGUUGUGCGGUGCUGCUCGAAAUUCUGUCUGCCAAUCCGCGCGUUGAGAUGAACUGCGCGCUGGCGAAGCAGGCGAUCACCCGUCAGAUCGGUGUGGCGCUGCUACGCGCCGGCGGUGACGACGACGGCGCUUCGCUCACGCUGGGACAGCUGCCGCCGGUACUGUCCGCCCUGCGCCGCGCGAACGUGUUCUUCCCCCCGUACUUCUCCCGGGUGUGCCGGCUGCUGCUGGGCCAGGUGGAGUCCGCGCCGCUGGGGGACCUGCUGCUGCCCUUCAGCGCCACCGCCGAGGAGUUCAUGCGUCGUCACCAGCGGGAAGGUCAGGCGAGUGUCUUCAGGGAUGUGUGGGAGCUGCUGCGGGGGCGGGUGCUGGACCAGGUGGCGACGCUCUCGCUCGACGAGACGUGCACGGCGCUGAACGCGUUCGCCGCGUUGGACGUAGGAGACAGAGCGCUGUUUAGGGUCCUGGUCCACCACCUGUGGGUCGGCGUGCGGCGGGAGGCCCUGAUUGGGGAAGCCCGUCACGGAAGCUUCAAUCCCAGCUCUAGCAGUACUGCUGCAGCAGCUGUGCCUUCGCCCGUCACGGAGCUCACGGACGAGAGCGGAGGAGGCGCAGCACACGAAGAGCAGGAGGUGAAGCUGCUGCGUCAUGCAGACGGCGCCGAUCCCCCCAGCGGCCGUGUCGGUGAUGUUGAGGACGAUGAGGAGGAGGCGCAGGAAGCGUUGGUGCGUCGAGCGGCGCAGCUCGGUCAGCGCAUCACGCAGACCCUUUCGCCGAGUGCGGUCGCCGUGGUGGUCGCCACGCUCUGCGCGCGUGCAGACGCAGCGGCGGCGGCGCUGCAGACCCGCGCGGAUGCAUACACAGAAGACGACAACGCUGCUCUCGUUCAUCAAAGAAGCAGCGGCAGCAGUGGUGGUGGAGACACGAUGGCGAGCACGAUGCUGCCGUGGAUGUUGUUGGCGCUGCGUCGCUGUCACGCGGAGUUGUACCCGAUCGACGUGGUCCACGUGCUGCCUGCGCUCGUACAGCGCUACACCACCAUCAACGCCGCAGCAGCAGCAGUGCCAGCAUCCACGUCUCCGCCGCGUUCGGCCACCACCACAGCAACAACCGCCUCCUCUUCUUCAUCAUCAUUGUCGUUGGUGGACGUGAGCGAGCUCGCUCUGCUGCACGCCGCCUUCGACGCGUGCCGCACCACGUUCCUCUCCAUGUACGCCGUCUUGCCGGAUCCCGCGGUACUGUCGGCGACCACCACCAGUACGGAAGAAGCAGCAUCCGCCUCAACAGCAAUACCAACAGCAGCAGCAGAUGAAAUACACAGCCACCGCGACGGCAGCACCCUCACAAGCGCAGAAAUCCAGCGCAUCGCCGCACAGCGUGCGCAGUGGACGCCCGCUGUGAAGAUGUCGGUGCAGGUCGUGCCUCGGCCAUGGUUCGCCACUCUUCUCCUCGCCCUGAGCAGCGCCGAUCUCGCAGAUAUCGACGUGGGCGUCGCCUGCGUCGAGCGAGCCUGUACGCGGCGCGUGUGCGGCUCGCUGCUGACGAUCGAUCAGCUCGUGGACUUGUGCUUGACGAUGUGUUGGUUGUCUCGCGCGUCCGCGACGACGACGACGGGUCCACCUCGCCACGACGAGAUGAAGAUGGAGGAAGAAGAAGUGGAAGGCAGCACUGCCACUUGCGGUGACGCAGCGAGCACCGCACCGACAGCCAUUACGUCCACUUCUGCCGCGCCGCUUCUUCGAACCGCCAUGGCCACCGUCCUCUCAGCGCUGUGGUACCGCAGCGAAGAACUCCACACGCGGCAGAUCAACGCCCUCCUGCGAUGUCUGCGGGACACGUACGGGGCCGAGCGCGUCGAUGCCGACUUUGUGCAGCGACUAGAGGCGCAGAAGGCGUUGAUUCGAGAACGAAGAAGGGCAGCUGCAGCCGCGACAGCCGACACGUCUGCGUCUACACGGGAUGACACGUCGUCGGCAAACGCGUUCUCAGAAGCCGUAAAAGACGAAGAGGCUACGAAGGUGAAUGCGGAAACGCCGGCGACGACGACGGCGCCGCGGCCCGAGACCGCGCUGCUGCUGCACGCCGAUGACCUCUUCUCCGUGAUGUAA